This is a messenger RNA of Hydractinia symbiolongicarpus, 758 nucleotides long. RefSeq lists its product as uncharacterized. Lineage: Eukaryota; Metazoa; Cnidaria; Hydrozoa; Anthoathecata; Hydractiniidae. The coding region runs from base 139 to 585 and encodes 148 amino acids. The transcript has a single exon. The record is from RefSeq and is a predicted model, not a curated record.
AAGAUAAGCAUCCUUCCCCCACUUUUUGCUGUUGUGCAUUGUAUCACACCCAUUUUAGGUAAAAAGAAUACUGUGAAAAAAGAAAUGAUGAUUUUCAUAAGAACAUCUUCUUAAUGGCCAGAGGCAAUAUAUCGCUUGAUGGCCAGGAACUGUGAAAAACAUUUUGUUGGACUUAAUCGAGUUUUUCUUGAAGAGCAAUGGAAAAGAGAAGAGGACCUAAAACGGCCUCCAUUGUAUACCUUAAAAACUGCUGACGAUGUACGUAAAUGGAUCCCAAGUAUUAAACGAGAUCUAGAUUAUUAUCUUCGCCAACUUAGUGGUGCACGAAAGCAUGAUUACACACCUGCUAAAUUCGAUGAAUUUGAAAAGAAGGUUGAGGAUCUACAUCGAGAACAUAAACGCUUUGUAAAAAAAGUUUUUGAGUUAGACCCAUCACAGCAAGGAGUGCCGUGGGAACCGAAGGGAUACACAUCUAAGCGUAAACAAAACCAACAUGAAGAAACUGAUGUUCAAAUACCGAAUACUAAAAAGAAAAAAAUUGUGUUAAAUAUUUUAAAAAAGGAAAAAGCUGAAGAAAAGAAAUGAUUAUAUUUGGUAUUAAAUAAAGAAAAUUUGCUUUUGAUAUUUAUAUGUUUAGUUUUUAUGGGUGUAAUAUAAUUUAUAUAGGUAAACAGCACUUAUUUCAUUGUUCACCUAUUGACAAAUUAUGUUUUUAAAGUUUUCAUCAUUCAACAUGAAAUUAAAUGCCAGAAAUAAAA